GUGUCCACACUUAGCUGCUUCCCCACCACCACCGCACCUUCCCCAGGCACUGGAACCGCAGGUGGCUGCCUGUCCCUAGCUGCGGCCGAGCUGAGGCUGCACCUGUGAGAAGGCCCGACAGGCAGGAUGGGCGACAUGGCCAACAGUUCCAUCGAGUUCCACCCCAAGCCCCAGCAGCAGCGGGAGGCCCCCCAUGCGGGUGGCUUUGGGUGCACGCUGGCUGAGCUGCGCUCCCUCAUGGAGCUGCGAGGGGCCGAGGCGCUGCAGAAGAUCCAGGAAGCCUACGGGGAUGUUGACGGGCUCUGCAGGCGGCUGAAGACCUCACCCACGGAGGGCCUGGCGGACAGCACCAAUGACUUGGAGAAGCGCAGGCAGAUCUAUGGGCAGAACUUCAUCCCUCCCAAGCAGCCCAAGACCUUCCUUCAGUUGGUGUGGGAGGCCCUGCAGGACGUGACCCUCAUCAUCCUGGAAGUGGCCGCCAUUGUCUCCCUGGGCCUGUCGUUCUAUGCACCGCCCGGGGAGGAGAGUGAAGCCUGCGGGAAUGUGUCAGGUGGCGCAGAAGACGAGGGCGAGGCUGAGGCUGGCUGGAUUGAAGGCGCUGCCAUCCUGCUGUCUGUCAUUUGUGUGGUGCUGGUCACGGCCUUCAACGACUGGAGCAAGGAGAAGCAGUUCCGAGGCCUACAGAGCCGAAUUGAACAGGAGCAGAAGUUCACGGUCAUCCGGAACGGGCAGCUCCUCCAGGUCCCUGUGGCCGCACUGGUGGUAGGGGACAUUGCCCAGGUCAAGUACGGAGACCUGCUGCCUGCUGACGGCGUGCUCAUCCAGGGCAAUGACCUCAAGCUGGAUGAGAGCUCCCUGACUGGGGAGUCGGACCACGUGCGCAAGUCCGCCGACAAGGACCCCAUGCUGCUCUCAGGCACUCAUGUUAUGGAGGGUUCUGGAAGGAUGGUGGUGACGGCCGUCGGUGUGAACUCCCAGACAGGCAUCAUCUUUACCUUGCUUGGAACUGGUGGAGAAGAGGAGGAGAAGAAGGAUAAGAAAGGCAAGCAGCAGGAUGGGGCGAUGGAGAGUAGCCAGACCAAAGCUAAGAAGCAGGAUGGGGCAGUUGCCAUGGAAAUGCAGCCCCUGAAGAGUGCGGAGGGCGGGGAGAUGGAGGAGCGGGAGAAGAAAAAAGCCAACGUGCCCAAGAAGGAGAAGUCUGUCCUUCAGGGGAAGCUCACAAAACUGGCCGUGCAGAUUGGGAAAGCAGGGCUGGUGAUGUCUGCCAUCACCGUCAUCAUCCUGGUCCUCUACUUUGUCAUUGAGACCUUUGUCGUGGACGGCCGGGCAUGGCUGGCAGAGUGCACACCCGUCUACGUGCAGUACUUUGUGAAGUUCUUCAUCAUUGGUGUCACUGUGCUGGUUGUGGCUGUCCCAGAGGGCCUGCCUCUUGCUGUCACCAUCUCCUUAGCUUACUCUGUCAAGAAAAUGAUGAAGGACAACAACUUGGUACGCCACCUAGAUGCCUGCGAGACCAUGGGCAACGCCACGGCCAUCUGCUCGGAUAAGACGGGCACACUCACCACGAACCGUAUGACCGUUGUCCAGUCCUACCUAGGGGACACCCACUACAAAGAGAUUCCAGCCCCCAACGCCCUGACCCCCAAGAUCCUCGACCUCCUGGUCCACGCCAUCUCCAUCAACAGUGCCUACACCACCAAAAUACUACCUCCGGAGAAGGAAGGCGCUCUCCCACGCCAAGUGGGCAAUAAGACGGAGUGCGCUCUGCUGGGCUUCGUCUUGGACCUGAAGCAGGACUUCCAGCCUGUGCGCGAGCAGAUUCCGGAAGACAAACUCUACAAAGUGUACACCUUCAACUCUGUCCGCAAGUCCAUGAGCACAGCCAUCCGCAUGCCCGACGGCGGCUUCCGCCUCUUCAGCAAGGGGGCCUCAGAGAUCCUGCUCAAAAAGUGCACCAACAUCUUAAACAGCAAUGGUGAACUCCGAGGCUUUCGUCCUCGGGACCGGGAUGACAUGGUGAAGAAGAUCAUUGAGCCGAUGGCCUGUGAUGGCCUCCGCACCAUCUGCAUCGCCUACCGGGACUUCUCUGCAGGCCAGGAGCCUGACUGGGAUGACGAGAAUGAGGUCGUGGGCGAUCUUACCUGCAUAGCUGUCGUGGGCAUUGAGGACCCCGUGCGGCCGGAGGUCCCUGAAGCUAUCCACAAAUGCCAGCGUGCUGGCAUCACGGUCCGCAUGGUGACUGGGGACAACAUCAACACGGCGAGGGCUAUUGCGGCCAAGUGCGGCAUCAUCCAGCCCGGAGAGGACUUCCUGUGCCUGGAGGGGAAGGAGUUCAACCGGCGGAUCCGCAACGAGAAAGGCGAGAUAGAGCAGGAGCGGCUGGACAAGGUGUGGCCCAAGCUGAGGGUGCUCGCCCGCUCGUCUCCCACCGACAAGCACACUCUGGUCAAAGGGAUUAUCGACAGCACCACUGGCGAGCAGCGGCAGGUGGUGGCUGUGACUGGGGAUGGCACCAAUGAUGGGCCGGCACUCAAGAAGGCGGACGUGGGCUUCGCCAUGGGCAUUGCAGGGACUGACGUGGCCAAGGAGGCCUCUGACAUCAUCCUGACUGAUGACAACUUCACCAGCAUUGUCAAGGCGGUUAUGUGGGGCCGCAACGUCUAUGACAGCAUCUCUAAGUUCCUGCAGUUCCAGCUGACAGUCAACGUGGUGGCCGUGAUCGUGGCCUUCACAGGAGCCUGCAUUACUCAGGACUCUCCUCUUAAAGCUGUGCAGAUGUUGUGGGUGAACUUGAUCAUGGACACAUUUGCCUCCCUGGCCCUGGCGACAGAGCCGCCCACCGAGUCGCUGCUGCUGCGGAAGCCCUAUGGCCGGGACAAGCCCCUCAUCUCUCGCACCAUGAUGAAGAACAUCCUGGGCCACGCCGUCUACCAGCUCACCAUCAUCUUCACGCUGCUCUUCGUCGGGGAGCUCUUCUUUGACAUUGACAGCGGGAGGAACGCGCCCCUGCACUCGCCGCCCUCGGAGCACUACACCAUCAUCUUCAACACCUUCGUCAUGAUGCAGCUCUUCAACGAGAUCAACGCCCGCAAGAUCCAUGGCGAGAGGAAUGUGUUCGACGGCAUCUUCAGCAACCCCAUCUUCUGCACCAUCGUCCUGGGCACCUUUGGAAUCCAGAUUGUCAUCGUCCAGUUCGGCGGGAAGCCCUUCAGCUGCUCCCCCCUAUCCACAGAACAGUGGCUCUGGUGCCUGUUUGUUGGUGUUGGGGAGCUGGUCUGGGGACAGGUCAUCGCCACCAUCCCCACCAGCCAGCUCAAAUGCCUGAAGGAAGCGGGGCACGGGCCCGGGAAGGACGAGAUGACCGACGAGGAGCUGGCCGAGGGGGAGGAAGAGAUUGACCACGCCGAGCGCGAGCUCCGCCGGGGCCAGAUCCUCUGGUUCCGGGGCCUCAACAGGAUUCAGACGCAGAUGGAGGUAGUGAGUACCUUCAAGAGAAGCGGUUCAUUUCAGGGUGCUGUGCGCCGGCGGUCGUCAGUCCUCAGCCAGCUCCAUGACGUAACCAAUCUUUCUACCCCCACUCACGCGCUUCUCUCCGCCGCCAAUCCCGCCGGCGCUGCUGGGAAUCCGGGUGGUGAAAGCAUUCCGUAGCUCGCUCUAUGAAGGCCUGGAGAAACCGGAGUCCAAGACCUCCAUUCAUAACUUCAUGGCAACGCCCGAGUUUCUGAUCAAUGACUACACCCACAACAUCCCGCUCAUCGAUGACACGGAUGUGGAUGAGAACGAGGAACGCCUGCGGGCCCCCCCGACCCCAUCCCCCAACCAGAACAACAAUGCCAUAGACAGUGGCAUCUACCUGACCACGCAUGUCACCAAGUCAGCUACCUCUUCAGCAUUCUCUUCCAGUCCUGGGAGCCCACUCCACAGCAUGGAGACGUCCCUCUAACCAGAACUCAUCUCGGCACACGCACACACGCACACUCGGGCUCACAUGCAGUCUCACACACACACACAGAGGGACCCACACACCUGCAAAUGAGGGGGACAACUAUGGUGGCUGAAGACUUGUCUUGCGGGGAAUUUGCAAGAAGCCAAACCCAUUCAAUAAGCGUGCAGCCUGCCACAGGCUUUGCAUCGGGGACGAGGGUGGGGGCAGAGGAAGAAAAGGAGGAGGAGAGGGAAGUUCUUCAUCCGAAGG
Molecule: messenger RNA, 4195 nt
Organism: Propithecus coquereli (Coquerel's sifaka)
Lineage: Eukaryota; Metazoa; Chordata; Mammalia; Primates; Indriidae
Gene: ATP2B3
Product: ATPase, Ca++ transporting, plasma membrane 3
Exons: 21
Coding region: 127-3648 (1173 amino acids)
Biological process (GO): calcium ion transmembrane transport; regulation of cytosolic calcium ion concentration
Cellular component (GO): intracellular membrane-bounded organelle; membrane
Molecular function (GO): PDZ domain binding; ATP hydrolysis activity; P-type calcium transporter activity
Source: RefSeq, a predicted model, not a curated record